This is a messenger RNA of Gadus chalcogrammus (walleye pollock), 1702 nucleotides long. Its product is annotated as C-1-tetrahydrofolate synthase, cytoplasmic-like. Lineage: Eukaryota; Metazoa; Chordata; Actinopteri; Gadiformes; Gadidae. Bases 392 to 1354 code for a protein of 320 amino acids. Gene Ontology annotation, biological process: tetrahydrofolate interconversion. Gene Ontology annotation, cellular component: cytosol. Gene Ontology annotation, molecular function: methenyltetrahydrofolate cyclohydrolase activity; methylenetetrahydrofolate dehydrogenase (NADP+) activity. The record is from RefSeq and is a predicted model, not a curated record. The transcript has 11 exons.
AUGGGGGCAGAAUGACCGGGUCGGCCAAGAGGACCCGGUUCAUUCCGGAGGGAGCUGGAGUACUUCGGAAAAGUCUUCCCUGAUAACAGCUCGUUGGUGGGAUUUUACCAGGCGGAGAACACGCACUACACACACACACACACACACACACACACACACACACACACACACACACACACACACACACACACACACACACACACACACACACACACACACACACAAACACACUGUACACAGUGGACCGACACACAUACACACACACUACAAAUUGUACACACACACACACACAUCGACAGACACACACACACGCGGCCGGGCAUGCAGGUGCGGGCUGAGAAUGCAUCAGUAGUGGAUGUUCCCUGAUCAGAAGAGCCUUCACUGGUAAGUCAUGCUCUCCGUCGCUGGGAAGGCCCUCAGGGUCUCUGGAUGCCCCAAGAACGCACGUUUUAUAGCAACCGUUGUCUCUGGCAACAAGACGUCCAAGCUGGUGCGUGAAAGACUUCAGAAGGAGGUCUGUAAGAUGCAGGAGCUGGAGCCCGGCUUCAGACCAGGUCUGGUGGUUCUACAGGUGGGCGACCGAAGCGACUCCAACCUGUACAUCAGCAUGAAGCUAAAGGCCGCAGCUGAGAUCGGAAUCGACGCCAGACACAUCCGUCUGCCAACCACUGCCUCUGAGGACGAGGUCCUCCACAACAUCCAGAGCAUCAACGAGGACGCGCGGGUGCACGGGCUGAUCGUCCAGCUGCCCCUGGACUCCAUCCGGCCCAUCGACAGCGGCCGUGUCACCGACGCCGUGUCCCCCCACAAGGACGUAGACGGCCUUAGCAGUAUAAAUGCUGGGAAGCUGUCUCGUGGAGACCUGAAAAACUGCUUCAUCCCCUGCACUCCCAAUGGCUGCAUGGAGCUCAUCAGUCAGACAGGCGUGUCCGUCGCAGGGAAGCAUGCGGUGGUGGUCGGUCGCAGUAAGAUCGUUGGAGCGCCCAUGCAUGACCUUCUGCUAUGGAACCAUGCGACCGUCACUACUUGUCACUCACAAACAAGCAACCUAGCUGAACAGGUCGGUCGAGCGGACAUCCUGGUGGUGGGAGCAGGGAAGCCAGAGAUGGUGAGAGGAGAGUGGGUGAAGGAAGGGGCCGUCGUCAUCGACUGUGGGAUCAACUACGUGGCGGACGAGACAAAACCAGGCGGGACACGGGUGGUGGGUGACGUUCACUACCCGACAGCCAAUCAGAGAGCUUCUUUCAUCACACCUGUACCCGGGGGGGUGGGUCCUAUGACGGUGGCCAUGCUCAUGAAGAACACAGUUCAGAGUGCAUGGAGAUUCCUGCAGAGCCAGAGGUCAGACGGCUGAUGGAUCUUUAGGACAACAGAACCGUGGAGCAACAAUCAACUCUGAAACAACACAACCCUCAACAUGGAACAGAAGCAUCAACAACUUUUGUAACAACGGAACCAUUGAGCUGAAAGAACGGAACCAUGAGCUCUGAAACAACGGAACCAUGAGCUCUGAAUCACAGAACAGGGGAUACCUGAAUGUCCCCAAGGGGAUGAAUAAAGUAUAAUCUUUCUUACUUGGACCAUCAGGAGCCAGUUAAAGCAAUCAACACACAAGUUGUGUCGGAAAAUUUUAGGAAUAGUAAUAGUUGAUGCAUAAUAAUAAAUAAUAUGGAUAAUGUUACAAAAUAAAAAUACUGUUCAA